GUUUUGUUCUUAAUCUUUAGUACUUCGUCCCCAGUCAUGGCGGAUGCAGAUACUUCCCGCCUCUGUAUUCAGAUUGUCCAGUCACACUUCGGUCCAUUAACGGCGAAUGUCGCAUCUGCACUACUGACGCGGGGAAGACUUUCCCUCGUCCAACUCAUUCGUUACACGAGGAUGAAACCGCGCAUAGUUCGCGCAGCAAUCCUGGUUCUAGUGCAACAGAAUAUCUUAUGGCAUUCUAAAACCGAAGAGGAGGGUGACAUGUUGGAGUUUAAUACACUGGAGUGUCUUAUGCGUCUUAGAUUUGGUCGUUUCGUGUGGCAGGCGGAGCAGUUGUUUGGACCUUCUGGCGCAGAAAUUGUGCAGCUAAUACUAGACCACGGAAAACUUCAGCCGCCAGACAUCAUUUCACAGCUGUCAUUUUACAACCCAAAAAGCUCAAGCCUAUACUCGCAAACAUUGUACAAGCUUGUGUCCGGCGCAUAUCUCAAGCCAUCCACAUUACUCUCACAUCACUCACCCAGAGACAAACGUAUCAAGUAUGAAGCAGAAGAGAAAGCUAAGAUAAGUGGUUUCCCGACAGCGAAGGAAUUGCGAGAGGCGCAAGAGACUGCGGAGGCGCGGUUGAAACGGGAGGAGGAAGAAGCAGAGAGUGUAGGUUUGAAGCGGAAGCGAAAAGAUCAGAUCAGCCAGCGGUCGACCAAGCGAAAAGUGUCAGAAGAGGACACGGUUGACGAUGAGGUCUACUUUCGGGUAAAUUUCGACAAAUUUAAUACCUAUAUCCGUAACGAGCUCGUCGAGAUGGCUGCAGGAGAGCGUUUCAAUCGAAGUGCCGCUCUUGUCAUGCGAGCCACGCUAAAAGCGACUGAAGCCAAACAGACAAGUAUAUCUGAUCCAAGAUCAGAUCCUACCUCAACAGCUGCGAUUGCCAUGCUUAUUUCCGACGACGACAACCUUUCAAUAGGUCUUGUCACGUCAACAAAAAAAGCGUCUAGUGCUUCACUAGUCAAGGAUUAUCUCGGUCUAAUGUCUGCCGUAGACAAUCCAACACCGGUUGGCAAAGCGUCAUCGUUCAUAAAUCUAAGUGACAACAAGGUAUACGUUGAGUUUGAGAUAAUUAGCAGACGCCUUCGAAGGCGCGUGCUGGAGGCAGUGGCUCGGGAACGACACGGGGACGACGGCGUGAGGAUAGUGCGCUUACUGCUCGAUGUUGGAAAGAUGGAUGAGAAGCAGAUAGCGAAAGUGGCCAUGAUGCCAAAUAACGCUGUUCGGCCACUGCUUGCGGCGCUCUCAUCCGACUUUCUGAUUUCAACUCAAGAGGUACCCAGAAGCGCUGACCGUAAUCCCACCCGAACAUUUUAUCUAUGGCACGUUGAUCUACACAAGGCAUACUCGGCGCUCUUGGGACACUUGUACAAGACGCUGUAUAACGUAGGCGUGCGCCGACAGGCAGAACAAGAGGAGCCAACUGUGAAAGCCGUGCUAGCAAAGCGGGAGCGGACGGACGUUGCUCAAGAUGAAAACCUUUUGUCGCGGAUGGAGCGGGACGUGCUCAAGGAGUGGGAGACGAAGCGAGAGAAACUCACUGUACUGGAGAUGAGGGUGGAAGAAGCCGUAUUUAUUCUUAGGGAUCUCGACAAGGUUGGAAGCAAGGAGGACAUUUGAAUAAAAAGAUAUUCCAUAAACACCAUGGCGGGUAUGAUAUAUGAUACAUCGUACACGGAAUAGGUGUUGUAUAUUUUCAAGCUGUAGAAUUGUGAUUGUGCCUGUUCGGUCGGUCUCGUGCUCUAUUCAAUGUUCUCCACGAUUG
Suillus paluster is the source of this 1807-nucleotide messenger RNA. Its product is annotated as RNA polymerase III subunit RPC82-domain-containing protein. Bases 37 to 1662 code for a protein of 541 amino acids. The record is from RefSeq and is a predicted model, not a curated record. Gene Ontology annotation, cellular component: RNA polymerase III complex. Gene Ontology annotation, molecular function: single-stranded DNA binding. NCBI's taxonomy places the organism in Eukaryota, Fungi, Basidiomycota, Agaricomycetes, Boletales, Suillaceae. Gene Ontology annotation, biological process: DNA-templated transcription. The transcript has 11 exons.